Messenger RNA from Heterocephalus glaber (naked mole-rat), 1062 nucleotides. The record is from RefSeq and is a predicted model, not a curated record. Lineage: Eukaryota; Metazoa; Chordata; Mammalia; Rodentia; Bathyergidae.
AUGCAUCCUGACCGGGAAGGUCAUCUCCAGAGGCUGGCUUCUGGUUAUCACUGCAGCCAGUGUGCUGCCCAGCAGAACAUGUUCCUCAACACCCUACUCCCAAACAGGCCGCCAUCUUGGCUUAGCCAGGCUGAGGCCAACGAUGCCAAACCCAUUUGGACAAUGCUGUCUCCUCCAAGCCAGAUCCCAAAAUAUGCUGCUUUCCCACUGCUAAAGCAAAAGAAAAAAAAGAUUUAUUCAAGGAUUUAUUCCCCUGCAGUGAACCUGACUGAACUGGCUGCCCUUUGGCCUGACCUUGGGAAAUUGAAAAAGAUUCUGUACUUCCAGGAAAACCAAUUGGUGUAUCCUGUCAAGAAAUGUCAGGAGAGGGAUUUUCAAUAUGGAUACAACCAAAUUCUUUCAUGCUUAGUGGCUGAUGUGGUUGUAUUCAACUCAGUUUUCAAUAUGGAGUCAUUUCUCAUUUCUAUUGGAAAAUUUAUGAAGCUGAUUCCUGAUCACAUGGCCAAGGAUCUAGAAAGAAUCAUCAGACCCAAGUGCCAAGCUAUUUACUUUCCCAUCAGGUUUCCUGAUGUGAGCAGAUUCAUGCCCAAGCACAAAAUAACCCAUUUAAAGAAGAUGCUCAGCCUUAAAGGAAAUGGCAGUGCUGCCCUCUCCAUGGCUCUUCCUUUACAGCUGGAGCAGAGAAACCCUGAGAAUUUAUUGGAGAAUUUUAAUUCAGUGGACAGUGUAUACUCUGACCUUCAUACUGCACAGGAAAACCUGGAUAACUCAUCAAUGCAAGGGUCAGACUUGAAACAUUCAAACUCAUCAGAUAAUUCAAGAUCUCAUCAUGGAGAAAAUACACAACAUCUGACUCUUCAUUCUUUUGACAGUCUGGGUGGAGGUGAUGAUCAGCAAAGACCGAUGCACAUUGUCUGUCCUCACAGGUGGUAAGUCAAGACAUGCAAUUGAGUAAAAACUGGCAAUAGAAAAUAUAUUCCAAUGACUGACUUACUGAUUUGCUGUCCUUGUAGCUUUAGAAAAAGAUCAUUUUAAUGUAAUAGUACUGAUAUAGUGAAAGAU